Molecule: messenger RNA, 4477 nt
Organism: Scophthalmus maximus (turbot)
Lineage: Eukaryota; Metazoa; Chordata; Actinopteri; Pleuronectiformes; Scophthalmidae
Gene: gmfb
Product: glia maturation factor, beta
Exons: 8
Coding region: 1-582 (193 amino acids)
Biological process (GO): negative regulation of Arp2/3 complex-mediated actin nucleation; actin filament debranching
Cellular component (GO): actin cortical patch
Molecular function (GO): Arp2/3 complex binding; actin binding
Source: RefSeq, a predicted model, not a curated record
AUGACGUCUUCUGACACCAGCAGGGGGCGCUCGUCAGUAGGAUCGGCCAAAUCAGUCACAAGAUGUGAAGUACAACAAAAAAAAAACAUUGAGAGCGUCUCUUCCAUUCAGAGCAGCAGCUUCAUCUUCAGGGGGAAUUUCAACUCUACAACGAUGACUGAAUCACUUGUGGUGUGUGAUGUGGAUAAGGAUCUGGUGAAAAAGCUGAGGGACUUCCGCUUCCGGAAGGAGACCAAUAACGCGGCCAUCGUCAUGAAAAUUGAUAAAGACAAGCAGCUCGUUAUUCUUGACGAAGAGCAUGAGGACAUCUCUCCCGAUGAUCUGAAGGACGAACUGCCUGAGAGGCAGCCAAGAUUUGUCGUCUACAGUUACAAGUACCAACACACUGACGGACGCGUGUCUUAUCCUCUCUGCUUCAUCUUCUCCAGUCCAGUGGGUUGCCAACCAGAGCAGCAGAUGAUGUACGCGGGGAGCAAAAACAAACUGGUCCAAACGGUUGAGCUGACCAAGGUGUUUGAGAUCAGAAACACAGAGGACCUAACGGAGGAAUGGCUCCGGGAGAAACUUGGCUUCUUCGGCUAAAGUCUUCUCCUCCUCAUCCAGAGGUCUGGGACGGGAGGAGGAUCGCACAAAAACACACCACAGUUAAUGUUUCGCUCCUCUUUGUACGAGACCCGAUUUAAAUAGUGUUUGCAAAUGACUCCCUGUUCUCAGUUUUAGGCGUCUUUGUCGGAGUUUAACGGUGUAUUGCAAUUCAGUUUGUCUGAAGCUUCAGAUAAUCACAGGAGUUUGAAAAACCUUUUUCUCAGACCGCCAACAUCCGUGGCACUGACUCUAAACUUCACCCAUGUGGCCGCCUAAAACUGAAAAUACUUCACGCGGUGCCAUUAAAUACGCACAUAUAGAUUUCGAUCCAGAAAUUACAUUUAUUAUUACGAAAAACAGAAUAACAGCAGAAGUCCAUUUCGUGGGUUGGUCCUCUGAUGAUUUGGCCACGUGUGUCCUGUGCCAUGUGCAUCACAACAAGCAACACAGCGUCUAAACGAUAUCAGACAGGAAGUUCUUGCCUGUGGGAUCCUGUCCCUGUUCACCAGCUGUUCUCCAGCUGUGCUGUCUGUGACUGUCCUGAUCCAGCGACUCUCUCUCUCUCUCUCUCUCUCUCUCUCUCUCUCUCUCUCUCUCUCUCUCUCUCUCUCUCUCUCUCUCGCUCACGCAAAGCUCCCUAUUUGGCUGUGAUGUCGCAUCCAUCCGACCGCCUGUAAAAGGCCCACAGCACAUUUCUUUUUGUCGGAUUGAAAGAAGCGGUGUAUUGCAUUCGUCAACUUCACUUUUUUGCGGAUUGACAUAAUUGCUUUGAAUAUGCGAGGAGCCACACCCAAAAUUUUAAACUCUUGCAUCAGGACUGGUCCCCGAUUCCCGUUAAAAAGGGUACAAUCGGUCUUAUCUAAAAAUGUGAGUCGCCAAAACAAUAACGUGAGGAAUGAUUACCCCCCCCCCCCCCCCCCCCCCCCCAAAUGUGCUUGAACAAAGAGUUUUUUUCAAAGUGACUCAUCAGAAAUUACCUGUGCGUUUUUAAUGGCGGCGAGUAUAUUGGACGCUGGUCUGCUUCUGUCUCCCGCACAAUCUAUCCACGUGCCAGUCGUGUGUCUGUGUCGAAUUAACACAGAAAGUGAUCGUACUCUUCCUCAGCUGAGGUGUUAAUUCAAGACAGUUUAAAAGGCAUUUUUUUAACCAUGGUUUCUGUUUCCUUCAGUAGUUCACACUGUAACCUUCUGAAUUUCACCUUUUUUAUGUUUCCUUUUGUUGUAAAAAACAAAACAAAAAACUUCCUGCCAGAACAUUUGAACAAUCACAGUGACAACACAGAGAACAAACUGCUGUUGUCGGUCUUCUCCUUCCGUAUUCAUUCAAGGGCAUUUAAAUUAUGAUUUCACAACAAUCUCUCCAGUCUGCAAAAAGACAAUAAACACUAUGACUAUUUGACAAGAGACACUCCUGAGACGCUGACGCUUUAUAUAUGUAUGAUGUGUUGUACCUGAACAAGCUGACAGAGGCCCUGAAGUGAUGUGGCGCUCAUCACGCCGUGAGUCCGUCAUCACAUCGUUUUCAUCUGUGUUCGGUGAAUCAAAAAGAAGAAGAAGAAGAAAAAAAAAAAACAGUUUUCUACCGUUGUCCUCCAUAUUCGUCACAACCACAUCACACUCCAGGGAACAAUAUUUCCUCUGAAACAUUCCAGACAAGGAACCUCUCGUGACCACAACAGUCUUGACAAACGCUGCACACGAGGCAACGUGGCCUCUUCUUAAUCGUACUGGGCUUUCUCUGUACACGUGGGUUAAACUGUGUCUUUUAGGGAGAUUGUUCGCUAACAUUGUGCAAUUAGAGCUAUUACUGUUAUCUGUGUUUAUGAAUGUUGUUCUUGACUCUGAUGUUAAAGCCACUUUGAUCGCCUCGUGGCUGGUCACAGCUUUGAGAAUGAUGGAUGUGACUUUCUCCAAACGCCCGUUGUGCUUAAGAUUUGGACUCGGUAGGUAGAAGACGGCGUCUGGUCAAUUUACAUUUUACCGUACAGAACAGGGUUUGACCAAUAUAUUGACAUUUGUGAAUUGAAUGUGCCGGAGCAGCUCAUAUUUUGUGCUCAUCGCUCUAAAUUCUCAAGUGAAAGUAUGUGUGUGUUGUAAUUAAACACGGACAAGAGCUUAAAAUGUCACAUUUUUCAUAAUCAAUGUGCUGGAGUACACAGUUAAAACAACAAAACUCUGUCUACUCUGCACACUUAUGAACUCUAAUGUUUUUUAUUUGCUAUUUUUAAGUUCUUCCCUGUUUCCCGCUGGAAAACUUCUAAAAAUGCAUUCAGACCAGUGCAGCACACGAAAAACCUUAAAACAUAAUUGACUAAUACUUUUGCCGCUUUAAAAGCUAAAAGAAGACAUCUGAAUGCUACUGAACCAGUGAGGGAGACUUAAUACUUGACAAGGAGAUAUUAGCAGAUUAAUGCAGUAUAUUGGUCUGACCCUAAUAAAGAACGAAUGGGCACAAAUGAUUUCCACACAUUCCCUCGUCAGUGUCGUGUCUUAUUGAGAAACCAAACGGAUACUGAAGGGUUGUGCGCAUAGCUUAUGACGACACUGCUAAGUCGACCAUACCGGUGCCUCGUCUGACUUUUUUUGAGGGUCAUAAUUAUGUCUGUUUUGAUUUCAUCAGAAAAAUCAAUGAUGAUUGAUUAAACUUUUUUUUUCUUCAACCCUUUUUUUUUUUUACUCCGAGAGCCAUCUUUUUUUUCUGUCAAAGUAGAAUCCGGGUUUUUAAGAUAUUAUAGAAAGAUUGUAUUUCUAAAGAUCUGACUCUUGAUGUAUACGCACAAUUACACCGUUUCAUUUAAAUCACAUUGCUAUGUCAGAUGAUAAUCAUAUAUGAUUUACGUGUCAGGCAAGGUUUGAUCUAACAGGAACAAUGGGAUAUAACUGUAAUCACUGGUUUCACUGUCUACAAAUAAUGUCAGCUUGAUAUCUUGCUGCUGUAGCAGAAAUAAAACAACGUGGCUAAUUAUUAUUAUUAUCUGUAGUGGUAUCUGUCCAUACUUGAGCUGAUGCUUUGCUUUAAGGAUAAAGGAAGAUUUAUGGACCUAAACCCUUUGGGGAUUUUUAAAAAGCUCACAGCCGACCUACACCAAGCUGAAGUGUAAGGACUGUUUUGUUUUUUUGACAAAACGCAAUACGGGCAAUAUCACUUGAAAUGUGUGCAAUGUGCUGCUUGUCGAUGUGAAACGUACUCAAAAACGUGUUUAGCUGUUUUCUCUUUGUCUGGGAAAUUCUGAAAACCUCUAAAAAUGUGGAGAGCUACUGUAUAAGAAGUGCAUGCUUAUAAAUGUGUGUCUGAACAGUUUGCAUACGUCCGACACAAGUUUCCUCAUGACAUGUUCAUAUGAUUUGCGUUCUUUCAGAGUAGGGAAUCUAUCUUAACUUGUUAAGUUAAUUUGACUGGAACAGUUGCAUCUCAAACAUCUGGUCUCAGCGUCAUUCUUACUCUUUAUCUAAAAUAUUUACAGACCAACAACUCUCUUCUUUUUUAUAUUUUCAUGGAACUUGGAUGUAACUGCUGAAUCAAAAUAUACAAUUUCCCCAGUACAAGGAUUAUUGUAAAAAAAAGGGUUCCUUUUGAUUUUGAGCCAUGUAGCAGGUUUUGUCCUUAGGAUCUAAUAAAUUUCCCUCCUACGCUUUGAGCCCGUUAUAAAUACAUUUUACUUCUUGAGUCUUUUUCGGUAAAACUGCAAAUGUGUUGUUCAGCUUUUGAUGUCCUCUCUGAACAAAUGCCUAUACUGCUCUGCUUCUUUCCUUUUUAAUAAAAACAUGCCCGAACCAUGUAUCAUAAUCAGCUGCCUCAUGGCAUCGGUGAAAGUUGAGAUAUUUGUAUUUUUCCCAUACUUUAUAAAAGUGUCCGUUGUCCCAUUGUCCAAAUAAAAUGACAGUGAUGUUUA